Messenger RNA from Brienomyrus brachyistius, 2148 nucleotides. Its product is annotated as mannose-1-phosphate guanyltransferase alpha-A. The coding region runs from base 386 to 1399 and encodes 337 amino acids. Gene Ontology annotation, molecular function: transferase activity. The record is from RefSeq and is a predicted model, not a curated record. Gene Ontology annotation, biological process: biosynthetic process. Lineage: Eukaryota; Metazoa; Chordata; Actinopteri; Osteoglossiformes; Mormyridae. Gene Ontology annotation, cellular component: cytoplasm. The transcript is spliced from 13 exons.
AGCCGGAUGGAUUCACGUUCAGUUGACAGGAAGCGGGAUAGAAGCUAAAGUGGUUUGUUUUUUUUAUACUAAUUCUAAAGCGAAAUGCUGACUUGUGUUCAAGGAAGACUUUGAAUGAACCGGUUUUAUUAUCUGACCGAUUCACGUCGUUGUAGAUAUCUGUCAAUUCUGAUUUGGGUUCGCAGGCUUUAGAUUUCUGGCUUUUCCACAAAUGUCACCGAAAGCAACACUGGGCUGUUUUUAGAAUGAUAUCCGCGUAUAUUCCCUGAUUUCGCAGUUUAUUACUGUACAGUUUAUACUCACGGGAAGCCGGCCGGUACAGCUCCCACCGCGGACCGCCAGACGCGACCGGACAGCCCGCAGGAAUAUACAGCGAAUAUACAAGAUGCUGAAAACUGUCAUUCUGAUCGGAGGGCCACAAAAAGGUACCCGGUUCCGGCCGCUGUCUUUCGAGGUCCCGAAGCCCUUAUUCCCAGUUGCCGGGGUCCCGAUGCUGCAGCAUCACAUAGAGGCCUGCGCCAAGGUUCCAAAUAUGAAAGAGAUAUUGCUUAUCGGCUUCUAUCAGCCAAAUGAAGAACUUACGCGAUUCUUGGCUUGUGCACAGCAGGAGUUCAAGAUCUCCAUAAGGUACCUGCAGGAGUACGCAGCCCUGGGGACAGGGGGGGGCAUCUAUCACUUCAGGGAUCAGAUCCUGUCUGGUGGCCCGGAGGCCUUUUUCAUCAUGAAUGCUGAUGUUUGCUCCGAGUUCCCUCUGCUGGAGAUGUUGGACUUCCAGAAGGAGCAUGGAGACGCACCAAGCUUCGUCAUCCUGGGGACGACGGCCAAUAGGAAACAAUCCAUGAACUAUGGCUGUAUUGUGGAAAAUCAGCAAACGAAUGAGGUGAUGCACUAUGUGGAGAAGCCCAGCACAUUCGUGAGUGACAUCAUCAACUGUGGCAUCUAUCUGUUUACGCCGGAAAUCUUCCAGCACAUCGGGGCCGUCUUCCAGAAGAACCAGCAGGACAUGCUGUUAUAUCCCUAUGCGGGAGAGGAACAGACCAACGGCUGGCAGCGGGCAGAAGUGAUCCGGCUGGAACAGGACAUAUUCACCGCGUUGGCUGGCCAAGGCAAGCUGUACGUCUACAAAACCACAGGCUUCUGGAGUCAGAUCAAGUCGGCUGGCUCUGCCAUCUAUGCCAGUCGGCUGUACCUCAACCAGUACCACCAGACUCAUCCAGAGAGGCUGGCGGAGAAUGAAGAAGCAAGUCCAAAAAUUAGUGGAAAUGUGUACAUUCACCCAACUGCUAAGAUCGACCCAACAGCCGUAUUAGGCCCCAAUGUCUCCGUUGGCACAGGGGUGACUAUAGGAGCAGGAGUUCGAGUGAGAGAGUCCAUCAUCCUUCAUGGGGCUACUUCGUAGGACCACAGCUGCGUGCUGAACAGCAUUGUGGGAUGGGACAGCACGAUUGGCAGGUGGGCGAGGGUUGAGGGAACCCCCAGCGACCCCAAUCCCAACGACCCUUAUGCCAAAAUUGACAGCGAGACUCUCUUCAGAGAUGGGAAACUGACACCCUCGAUAACCAUUCUGGGCUGUAACGUGAAUAUCCCGUCGGAGGUGAUUAUACUCAACUCCAUUGUCCUUCCUCACAAAGACCUCAACAGAAGCUUCAAAAACCAAAUUAUAUUGUAAUUUAUUUUUGCCCUCAUCAAAGCUAAAGUUCAUUGUGUCCCUGACAAAAGAAGCAUUUGAUGCAAUAGACGUGAAGGGAACAAAACCUUCUCUCAUUGUAAUUUUUGAUCUCUCAGCAUUUUAAGAAGGAGUUAAAUGACAAUGUGUGAUUGAAUAUCCAAUACACCUCAUUUUAGCAAAAAUGUAUUUUACGUAAUAUGUGAGAUGACUUUAAGGAUUAGAGAAGUAGUGUGAUGGUUUAAUGCUGUCAGCCCAUAAUACCCAGAUUUUUGCAGAUUCUAGUUCAUGCCCUGACUGGGUGUGAAGUGUCAGCUCAUAACCAUGAACUGGUUUGUUUGACUGCUAAUGAGCCGUGUGCAGUGAUACUGUUAAGUCUGCUAAUCAGUUAGCACACCUCUCUUGUAGCAGCGUCUCACUGUAAAUUGGAUAGGAACUCAUGUGGGUGUCUGGAGAUUGAUGAAUAAAGCUUCUUGGCCAUU